AAGCAGUCGAAAUGCGUGCACCGUUUUGUUAUUACUACAGCGGCAAUAGGUCACACGUCUAGCGUCUGCACUGCACUUCGCCGUACAUAUGUUUAGCUAUAUAAGCCAAAGUCAAAGACAAAGUGCUAGUCUAACCUCAACAUUCUACCGCCCAACGUACAACAAACACCUGCUGUUUUAAGGACACUAUUAUUUCACAUUUACUUUUAAUCACAUUCAAUAUGGAUUCAGUACACGACGACGUAAAAGAAUACUACGGGAAGACGAUUCAAACUGCCACCGACCUACUGACGGAUACCUGUCAGCUCGGGGCAAGCACGGCGAAGGAUAAGCUCAGCGUUCGGCAGGCGAUCUCCUCUGUUCACGAUGACAUACUCGCAACGUACUAUGGAUGCGGUCUGACUAUUCCGAGCCUGAUAGAGGAUGCAAGGGUCGUUGACUUGGGAAGCGGAACUGGACGUGAUUGUUAUGCAAUCAGCAAGCUCGUCGGUCCUAAAGGAUUUGUCGUAGGCGUUGAUAUGACAGAUGAACAGCUCGAGCUUGCCAGAAAGUAUGUGACCCACCACCAGGAGAAGUUUGGCUACCCCGCCCCUAACGUAGAGUUCAGAAAGGGCUACAUUGAGAACCUGAAAGAUGCUCACGUGGAGGAUAACCAGUAUGACAUUGUUGUGUCCAACUGUGUGAUAAACCUCUCCCCUGACAAACCGUCGGUGGUCCGUGAAGCUCACCGGGUCUUGAAAGAAGGCGGCGAGUUCUACUUCUCAGAUAUCUACGUCCAGCAGGACAUCCCAGAACACAUCAGGAAACACAAAGUAUUGUGGGGUGAAUGUCUGGCUGGCGCCCUCUGUUGGACAGAUUUGGAGAAGUACGCUGAGGAGAUAGGGUUUACCAAACCUCGUGUUGUAACAGCACGGAAGGUCAAAGUUGAGGAUAAGAAGCUACUGGAAGUCACAGGAGACAUUGUUUUCAUGUCAGUAACGUACAGACUGUUCAAGCUGUCCAAGGAUGACUGUAAGAACCCUGCGGUGGUGACAUACAACGGAACACUCGCCGAAUAUGAGACCGAGCUUCCCUUUGACAUAGAGAACACCUUCAAGGCUAACGUUCCUGUCAAGGUAGAUGCAGAAUUAGCAGAGAUCAUGAGGAAGUCAAGAUAUAGCAAAGUCUUCACAAUUGGAGAUGGUGCAAAGAGUGGCGAAACCGAGAUCGCCAAGGAUUGCCCAGUGGAUCCCUAUGUGUACCUAGGCUGCGCUGAUGCGGCUCCGGGCUGCUGUUAACUGGUCUCCAACUGUCUAGGACCAAGUCUUACUCAAUUCAGGCCUGGUGUUUAGUUUCAGGACUAUAACCCAUCACAUUUAGGAAUAUGGCUCACUCCAUUCAGGAUCAGGUCUUGAUUCAUUAUGAACCAGGACUCACUCUAUUUAGGACCAUAUCUCUAUUGAAGACUAGGAUCCAAUUCAUUUAGGAGCGCGACUGACUGUAUUCAGGACUAUGACUUCCACUUGGCCUAGAACUCACUCCAUUCAGGGUCAGGUCUUCAAUCAGUUUGGACCAGGACUCGGUCUUAUCAAGAACCAUGACUCAUCAAUUUAAAAAUGGGCUUACUUCAUCCUGGACCAGGACACAUCUCACUAAGGACCAAGACUUCCACUCAGAACCAGAACUCACUCCAAUAGGAUCAAGUCUCGGUUCACUCAGGACCUGGACUGACUUCAUUCAGGUCCAGCUCUUCAAGGAUAGCCUACUCUAAACCCUAUCAAUGAACCUUUCUAGAAGGGUCAUUAGCUUAAUACCUAACUUUAACUUUUUUUUCUUCUUUUUGUCCUAAGCUUACCACAAGAGCAGUUUGAAGUUAUGAAAUCAUGUAUCAAAUAUUGCUUGUAGACUAGCAGUCAUCAAACCAUUAUUAGUUAGAGGCUGUGAAUAACUAUGAAAUCAUGUACCAAGUUUUGCUCGUAGACUAGCAGUCAUCAGACCAUUAUUAUUUAGAGGCUGUGAAUAAUUAUGAAAUCAUGAACCAAAUUUUGCUUGUAGACUAUAAGUCAUCAGACCGUCAUUAUGAUCACUGUUCAAUAAUGAAAGUAGACAGAAGACUACAGCAUUAUAUAUCCAGUAGAAACACGCUGUUUCUGAGCAUACACUGCCUGUGUCAAAUGCAUGUGUGCCUACCAGUAUACGCUGUAUGAAUCUAGUUAUAUCAUUGUUCAUUUAUCUUUGAAUCAGUGUGCAUCUCCAAAGUGAAAAUAUUGUAAGAACUUGUGAGCCCAUCUGAUGGACAUAUUCAUAUUUUCUAGUCCUAUUUUAAUUUCAGUCACACUUGUAUGAUCAAAAUUCACAAACUCUGAGAGAUGUUGCAUCAUGUCUGCUUUACAAGCAUUGCCCAUCAUUACAUGUUUGUAUUCAUAUGUAAUCUAGAAUGGAAUAGAGUUCAACUUAAAGUUUGCAAAUAUUAUAAGAUGCAUCAUCAAUGAUGUUAUGAGUGUUAUCAGCAAAAUUACUCGCAAUAUUUUCAUCUUGCUGUGUGUGCAGGUCUUCAUUCUGAAUUGAUAUUAAUGGGUUUUCAAGAUUUCCUACAGAAACAAAAGACUCUUUCUUAGGGGUGAAUUUUUUUUCUUAAAAUUUGUUUUUAAUCCAUAUUUGAGCAAUCUACUAGAGCUUUUGUUUAUAUCAGGCUCCCGUGGACCUCUCACUGAUUGUCUUUUUUGUUUCUUUGUUUUCUUUUAAACCAUUAAGGAGAUACCUUUACUUCCAAAAGGUAAAUAAUUUGCUCUUCCAUUUUAGCCUUGAAAUCAAAUAAAGAGACUUCAGAAAAUAAGUUUAAUUUUAGAGUGAUAUACCAUAUUAUAAUACAAUGUGCUUCUACAUAAUACUUCAUGCUAAUUCAAUGCAACUCAGGAACAAUAAUACGAAUGACAUCAUGAUCCUGGUUUUUGUAGUUUAUAUAUGCAGCUUCACAUCAUUAUUUUAGUUGUAAUACUUUUUUAAAGGUAUUAACAGGUAUUGUAGUAAACAUGUGAAAAAUAAUGGUAUGAUAUGCAUGUUUAUCAUUACACCAUGUUAAUGAGUAAUGGUAAUUGAAAUGAUUACUAGGAAAUGAAGCGUAAGUUGUGAUAUCAUUGAUUGUUGUACAUGUAUUUGAUUUACAUAUGUAAAUAAAAGAUAUAUUGAUAUUUGACGGGUAGGAUUUAUAGGCAAUUUUGAUGACAUGAUUUAUCAGUUAUUAAAUAGCAAAGGAGUUUUACAGAGGAAUAAUAAAGGCAAAUAAGAAUGAGCGUGUUUGACUGUAAUAGUAUUUAUGAGUAAGUUGAUGAAAUACAGAUAAUGAAAAUGGUAUUAUAGAGGCAGUCCACCCUGAUAAUUAUCUGGAAUUAAU
Strongylocentrotus purpuratus (purple sea urchin) is the source of this 3373-nucleotide messenger RNA. It is a transcript of the gene as3mt, whose product is annotated as arsenite methyltransferase. Gene Ontology annotation, molecular function: arsenite methyltransferase activity. Gene Ontology annotation, biological process: arsonoacetate metabolic process; toxin metabolic process. The record is from RefSeq and is a predicted model, not a curated record. The coding region runs from base 222 to 1277 and encodes 351 amino acids. NCBI's taxonomy places the organism in Eukaryota, Metazoa, Echinodermata, Echinoidea, Camarodonta, Strongylocentrotidae. Gene Ontology annotation, cellular component: cytosol. The transcript has 8 exons.